Didymosphaeria variabile is the source of this 345-nucleotide messenger RNA. It is a transcript of the gene SMD3, whose product is annotated as small nuclear ribonucleoprotein Sm D3. Lineage: Eukaryota; Fungi; Ascomycota; Dothideomycetes; Pleosporales; Didymosphaeriaceae. The record is from RefSeq and is a predicted model, not a curated record. Gene Ontology annotation, cellular component: commitment complex; pICln-Sm protein complex; precatalytic spliceosome. Gene Ontology annotation, molecular function: RNA binding. The transcript is spliced from 4 exons. Bases 1 to 345 code for a protein of 114 amino acids. Gene Ontology annotation, biological process: RNA processing; spliceosomal snRNP assembly.
AUGACGAGUACGAUUGGCAUACCGAUCAAGCUCCUCAAUGAGGCGGCUGGUCAUAUCGUUACCCUCGAGAUCACGUCUGGCGAGGUUUACCGUGGCAAAUUGAUAGAAGCGGAGGAUAACAUGAAUGUCCAGCUCAAGGACAUCACCGUCACCGCACGGGACGGUCGCGUGUCGCAUCUCGAACAAGUCUACAUCCGCGGCUCUCACGUUCGCUACUUCAUCGUUCCCGAUAUGUUGAGGAAUGCGCCCAUGUUCCGGUCCCGAGGUACCCGAGGAAGAGGUGUAGGCCUUGCACGUGGUCGUGCUACAGUCAACAGGGCCAGGGGAGCAAGGGGCGGUCGAUGA